Lucilia cuprina (Australian sheep blowfly) is the source of this 768-nucleotide messenger RNA. RefSeq lists its product as uncharacterized. The coding region runs from base 1 to 768 and encodes 255 amino acids. The record is from RefSeq and is a predicted model, not a curated record. The transcript has a single exon. Lineage: Eukaryota; Metazoa; Arthropoda; Insecta; Diptera; Calliphoridae.
AUGCCUGUUUUUGCCUACUUGCCAUCAAGAAGCGCAUCGCAAGAGAUGCCACAAUCGAAUCCUACACCACCUCCGGCAGUGUCUCCAGAAAUUUCUUCUGCAAAAACUCCGAAACUUCCUGCAUUUUGGAAGGAUGAACCAGAGGUUUGGUUCCUUCAAGUUGAAGCAAGUUUCUGUAUUUGUGGAAUAACUCAAGACACUACCAAAUUUGAAUAUUUGGUAAUGAAUUUGGAGGAAUCUGUAUUAUUUUUGGUUAAAGAUAUAAUUAUUUCUCCACCUACAUCUGGUAAAUAUGAAACUCUAAAAGAGCUCAUAAUCAAAUCAUUCGCUGAAUGUGCAGAGCAUCAACUAAAACGAUUACUAAGUGGUAUGGAUAUGGGUGACCAAAAACCAUCCCAUUACCUUCAACGUAUAAAAUCUCUUCCCAACGGUAAAGUUAGCAGUGAUAUUUUGAAAACACUGGAAUGUUUGUCGGACAAAGUUAAGAGUAUUUUAGCUGUUUGUGAAACAAAUGACGUUGAUAAAUUAGCUUUCCAAGCCGACAAAAUUGUUAAAGCAACAUCCAUGUUUGUUUCUGAAGUAUCUACGCCUCAAAAUGCAGAUAUUUCGAGUAAAUUGGACAACUUUAUUUCUCGGAUUGAUGCUCGCUCACGUUCAAGUCAACGCACAAAUUCUUCAUCUUUUAGAGCUCGAUCUCGUUCAAGAGGGAGUUUAACAAAUAGAAAGGAGUCAGGUUUAUGUUGGUACCAUUGGCGUUUUGCUGAAUAA